Messenger RNA from Diplodia corticola, 3966 nucleotides. RefSeq names its product multidrug resistance-like protein. The record is from RefSeq and is a predicted model, not a curated record. Gene Ontology annotation, molecular function: ABC-type transporter activity; ATP hydrolysis activity; ATP binding. The transcript has 2 exons. Bases 1 to 3966 code for a protein of 1321 amino acids. Gene Ontology annotation, biological process: transmembrane transport. NCBI's taxonomy places the organism in Eukaryota, Fungi, Ascomycota, Dothideomycetes, Botryosphaeriales, Botryosphaeriaceae. Gene Ontology annotation, cellular component: membrane.
AUGGAGGCCUCUGCUGUGCCGCCCGAGCCUACCGCUCUCGAACCCGUCCGCACCCGCAACGAUGCCGACCCUUCUGCUGGAGACGGCCGCGCCCAGCACCCACGUCACAGCCGAAACGUCAGUGCCGGCGACUCUCAAUGGCGCCGAGACAUGGACGUGGCCUCCCUCAGCACUGCUCAGCCGAGAGCAUGGCAUGCUGAGAUUGGCGGCGUCUCCAAGAUCUUCUUCAGACGCAUCGCUGGCCUCAACCCCUUCAAGACGUCCUACUUCUCGCUUUUCCGGCCCCUCAAGAGCUUCCAGGACCGGUUCAUACUCGUUGCUGGCGUCAUACUCGGCAUCGCCGCCGGCGUACCUCUGCCCUUGAUUGGCGUCAUUUUUGGCCAUAUCAUUGAUGCCUUCCCGCCAUCCGAACACGAACUCGCCGUGCGCAUUUCGCAACUGCUAGGAGUUGCUGUGGCAUAUUUCGUAGUCACCUGGGGAUGGGCCGUGUGCUGGGGAAUCAUUGGCGAAAGAACCUCCCGCGGACUGCGGGAGGCGCUGGUUGAGCGUGCUCUGGGAAUGGAAAUGGCCUACUUCGACGUCGAAGCGCCAGACAUGACCAGCAUCCUCACAGAGAAGACCCAGACUGUACAGCUUGGUACCUCGGAGAAGGUUGGCCUUUUCCUCCAGUCAAUCUCGUAUUUCGUCGCUGCUUUCACCGUGGGCUUCAUUCUGGACGCCCAGUUGACCGGAAUCCUUCUUGUGGCCGUCAUCCCGACCAUGUUCAUCAUCAUUACUUUCGGCUCCAAGACCGUCGCGAAGUUGCAGAAAAGUUCAGCAGAUGUUGCAGAAAACGCCGCUGCUAUCGCGUCGAGCGCCCUGAAAGCCGUACAGGUCGUCCAGGCCUUUGGCAUUGGAGACAAGUUGGCGGACGAGUAUCUCGCGCUCCUGAAGAGCUCCGUCCGGAUUGGCGUUCGAAAGUCGAUCGCUGGAGCAGCUAUGCUUGGAUGUGUCUACUUUACCGCGUACUCGGCCAAUGCCCUUGCUUUCUGGUAUGGCACUAAACUCCAAGAGGACAGGGGCGCGGAUGGCGGUGCAGGCACAAUCUAUGCGGUUGUGUUCCUCAUCCUCGACGCGUCCUUUGUCGUCGGCCAGUUCGGACCUUUCAUCCAGACCUUCGCCAUGGCAGCAGGCGCUGGCGAGUCCAUCUUCGAAGUCUUGGACCACGCAGAUCCGCAUAUCGAUGUGUAUGCCGACGAUGGUGAGACGCCUGACGCAUCUGCCUUCGCGGGUGGCAUUCGUUUUGAGAACGUCACUUUCGUGUAUCCUGCGAGGCCCACCGCAAGGGUUCUGAACCACGUCAACCUCAAUUUCCAGCCCGGUGCUGUGAAUGGCAUCGUUGGUACCUCCGGCUCUGGCAAAUCCACUGUUGCUGGCCUCCUCCUGAGGUUCUACGAUCCAUCCUCGGGGAAAGUCACCAUUGGCUCAAAGGACAUCAAACAACUGAAUGUUCGUGGACUUCGUUCUCGAAUCUCCAUGGUGAACCAAGAGCCGGUGCUUUUCUCUGGCACCAUCUUCGAAAACAUCAAGUAUGGACUUGACGAGGACCACGGUCUCUCCGAAGAAGAGGUUCUCCAGCGUUGCGAAGAGGCUGCACAAGAGGCUGCUUGCGAUUUUUUCGACAUACUUCCUAAUGGCAUCCAUACUAUGAUUGGAAGCUCGGGUCACACUUCGUUGUCUGGCGGUCAGAAACAACGGAUUUGUCUUGCAAGGGCUCUGGUCGGCAACCCGUCUCUUCUGAUCCUCGAUGAAUACACUAGUGCCAUGGAUGCAACUAGCGAAGCUCUAGUCCUCAAAGCUCUGGACAAAGCCACAUCUGUAUCCGGUCGAACCACCAUCAUCAUCGCUCAUCGCCUGGCCACGAUCAAGAACGCCGCAAAGAUCAUGGUUAUGGAGCACGGAAACCUCAUCGAAGAGGGGACACAUGAGAGUCUGAUUGAGAUGAGCGGCACCUACAGCCGACUCGUUGAGGCCCAAAAGUUCGACAAGAGUCCUUUGGAUUCAAAGACUUCGUCAAUCACAGCGACACCCAGCAUUGCCCCCAUGACUACGGACAUGGACAAGGACACGGGAGCUCAUAUCGUUGAGCAAUUGCAACCGUCGGAGGCUACCGGACCCUCUAAGCCAUUCAGCAUCGCUCAAGUGCUACGCAGAGCUUUUCUUCUCAGCAAACCCGAGACUCCCUACAUCCUGCUGGGGCUUUUCGCAUCCAUGUGCAGCGGAGCCAUCAUUAUCGGCGAGGCGAUCAUUUUCGGAAGUCUUGUGUCGACUCUGAACACCAAAUUUGACAGCCCCGAUUUUGACCGUGAAGUCAACUUCUAUUGCUUGAUGUUUUUCAUUCUGUCUCUUAUCGCCCUGUGUGCGUAUGUGACGAGCGGGUCCUGCUUCGGCUUCGUUUCUCAAUGGCUCCUUUGCCGCAUCCAAGACACUUCGCUCAGAAAUAUCCUCAGACAGGAUGUAUCUUGGUUCUCGAAACCAGGAAGGUCGUCACACUCCCUCAUGUCGAGCUUGAGCAUGGAUGCUGGACAUAUUAGCGGUCUUUCCGGCGUCAUCAUCGGCACGAUCUUUUCCGUCUUUACAUCCAUUUGUGGUGGAAUCAUCCUUGCGCAUGUUGUCGCAUGGAAGAUUGCAGUUGUUCUGCUCGCUGCAGUCCCUGUCAUGCUUGUCGCGGGAUUUUUCAGGCUUCGCGUCCUUUCUCAGGCAGAAGAACGUCACGAGACUGCCUACAACGAUGCGGCAGCGUUAGCUUCCGAGGCUUGUGCUGCCAUCCGCACUGUCUCCGCACUUGGGCGAGAGCGCGGCAUCUUAAAGCAGUACAAGCACGCCAUUCAGGGUCCUUACCAGGAGAGUCUCAAGUUUACCCUGAUCGGAAAUAUUUUGCUUGCGUUCUCACUUUCCAUUACAUACUUUGUGUAUGCCCUGGCAUACUGGUGGGGUUCGAGGCAAGUGCGCGAGGGAAUGUACGGCAUGCGCGAUUUCUUCAUCGUGCUGCCAGCGCUUCUGUUCUCUGCGCAGUCCGCCGGCCAGAUGUUCAGCCUUGCUCCUGAGAUUACUCGUGCCAAAUCAGCGGCACGCAAUGUCUUCAGACUUCACGACGAAAAGCCCUCCAUCAUAGUCGAUGAUCAAGACGCGAGCGCAAGCUCACUGUCGGACAAUGAGGCCGAGAAGCCAAAGGCUGGGAGCAAGGGAACUCUGGAACUCAAAAAUGUCAGCCUUGCUUACCCCUCGAGACCCGACGUUCUCGCUCUCAAGGGCGUAAGUCUGUCUAUCCGGGCGGGUGAAUACGUCGCAUUCGUGGGACGAUCUGGCGCGGGCAAGUCAUCCUCGAUCGCUCUCAUCGAGCGUUUCUUCGACCCCACGUCAGGCACAGUGUUCAUGGACGGCGAGAACAUCAGAAACAAGGCGGUCCACUCUCAUAGGGCGAGGAUUGGUCUUGUGGAGCAGGAGCCGAAUCUGUUCCCUGGAAGCAUCAUGCACAACGUAUCGCUGGGCGCGAGGCCCGGGGACACGCCGACAAGAGAGGAUGUGGAAAGAGUGUGCAAGAUGUGUGCGCUGCACGAGUUUAUCAUGGGCCUGCCGGAAGGCUACAACACCGAGGUGGGCGCCAAUGGGGGCCGGCUAUCAGGUGGCCAGCGACAGCGGCUAGCGAUAGCACGGGCACUUAUCAGGAACCCGGAGAUCUUACUGCUCGACGAGGCUACCUCCCAGCUGGAUGCGACGAGCGAGAAAGAGGUUAGGAGGGCGAUCGCAGCCGCGUCGUCGGGGCGUACCACCAUCAUGGUAGCGCAUCGGCUGGCCAGCGUCCAGAAGGCGGAUCGAAUCUUCGUUUUCGAGAACGGCAGGAUUGUGGAGCAGGGCAGCCACGACGAGCUGGUUGCGCAAGGGGGCAUCUACUCGGGCAUGGUAGAGACGCAGCAGCUAACUUGA